AUGGCCAGCAUCCCAUAUACCAGCAUCCGCGAAGUUCUUAGAGUGCCUUCAAUGAACACUCACAGAGGACCCAGUCCUGAUCUUCACCAUGUAGCAUGUAUGGCUGACCAUAUCCUGGCUAAAACCAUGUUACCAGACAGCUCCGAGCCAUCCGAAUUGGACGAGGUGACUGACUCAGAGACUCCCAGUAAUCCCCAUGGUAUACUUCUAGACUCCAUCACGCAGCGACAUCAUGACUCCGAUGUCCCAUUGUAUGCACCUCCAUCUCUUCCCUCUGUAACCUGCCACAUGCCUUGUUAUGCAAUGCACUCGGCCAAAAGAUUCCGGCCUGCAACGUCAUGUCAUGAUACUCCCAGUGCACUAGAGCUCCGAUUUGUUGAAAGACAUCUAGGGAAGUACUCUGGUGAGACUGAUAUGAGUAUGAUAGAUGUCCAGAAGGGUUUCAAUGUCUUCAAUCGUGGCAUUGAUGCUUUGCCUGACAGCGCCGUCCGUGCAGCCAUCCUAGCAAAGCGAUCCAAUCGCGAAUCUAGGCGCUUGCGAGCUCUCACAACAGCUUGGGAGCUCGAGACAACCAAACGACAUGCUAUUCUUCUCCAAACACUUCUGUUGAACGAUGCCAAGAAGUAUGCUGAUAGCGUAGCGGAAGCUUCCUUCUUUGAGAAGCUUUUGGUCAAACGUAGUAGGAAGCAACUCGAAGAUGACGCGGACUUUGGCAUUGCUGCGUAUACUCAUGAUUUCACGGAAUACACUGUUGCAGAUUGCCAACUUGAACAACUGGAGGGUGUUGUUGAUAAGCGCAACUUGUCACUACCCUUCGAUGAUCCAGCUCCUGAAGAUCGCUUGAAGACAUGCUUGGACACCAUUCUUACAGAUAGUACAGAUGGCCCUAUGUCCCAGUUGGCUGUCUGA
Suillus discolor is the source of this 909-nucleotide messenger RNA. RefSeq lists its product as uncharacterized. The record is from RefSeq and is a predicted model, not a curated record. The coding region runs from base 1 to 909 and encodes 302 amino acids. Lineage: Eukaryota; Fungi; Basidiomycota; Agaricomycetes; Boletales; Suillaceae. The transcript is spliced from 2 exons.